AUGAAAGUUGUCGUAACUGGUGCUAGAGGCUUCUUAGGGUCCCGCGUAGUAGAUUACCUCCUAAGUGAAGAGUCCCCCAUUAAGGUUACAGAGUUGGUCAUCACCGGCUCUCAGUUACCAUCUCCAAGAGAUGACCCGCGUGUUAAGCUUUUAGCUGUUGAUUUAACAUCACCAGAUGCUGCAGAUCGACUCGUACAGCACGACACCGAUGUGUUCUUCCAUAUGGCGGCCGUGGUCAGCGGUCAUGCCGAAGCCGAAUUCGACUAUGGACUUAAGGUGAACUUUGAAGCAACGAAAGCCCUUCUAGAAGCAGCAAGACAUCGAGUACCAAGCCUCCGUUUUGUCUUCACCAGCGCUGUUGCUGUUUUCGGCGGAGAUCUACCUCCAGUCGUUGACGACAUAACUGCCGUCAUGCCCCAAAACACAUAUGGAACAGCCAAAGCGAUGAGCGAGCUUCUGGUCAAUGAUUAUUCCAGACGGGGUUUCGUGGAUGGUCGGAUACUCAGAGUGCCGACGAUAAGCGUGAGACCUGGUGCACCGAACAGAGCUAUGACAUCAUUUGCUAGUGGCAUCAUCAGGGAGCCUCUAAAUGGAGUCCCGGCCGUGUGCCCUGUGCCUCCCGAGCAAGAGUUGUGGUUAUCCAGUCCUCGAGUGGUAGUGAAGAAUAUUGUGCACGCGGCAACAUUGCCCAAAGCAUCGUUGGGUCUUUGGAGAUGCGUUACUUUGCCAGGAAUUUGUGUAUCCGUGAAGGAGAUGGUGGAUGCUUUGUACACUGUGGCAGGAAAGAAAGUGGCCGAUCUGGUUAGGUUUGAAAAGGAUGACGUAAUAAGCCAAGUGGUAGCUUCGUUCCCCAGCAGAUUUGAUACAACUCGUGCACUCAAUCUUGGAUUCGAUAUUGACACAAAAUUCGUUGAUUUUGUUAGAGAUUACGUUCGAGAUAAUUUGAAAACGAGAUAA
Molecule: messenger RNA, 957 nt
Organism: Bombyx mandarina (wild silkworm)
Lineage: Eukaryota; Metazoa; Arthropoda; Insecta; Lepidoptera; Bombycidae
Molecular function (GO): oxidoreductase activity
Source: RefSeq, a predicted model, not a curated record